GUUGGGUUGCGCGCUAGUUCACAAAUUCCUCAGAAUCCAAGAUUUUCUCCAAAUCUACAAACUCCUCAAAAUCCAAGACAAUCUAUACAAUCUCCUCAAUAUCAUGAAUUUUCCAAUAUUCCACAAGAACAUUCUCGUUCUGAAAAACCAGUUUUACAUAUAUCUACUGGUCCUUCUUUAAAUUCAUUUUCACAUAAUCGAAAUCAAUUUGAUCAACAAAAUCUCUCUAGACCAGAAUCUUUAUGGGGUUCACAACCUUCACAACAAAAUAAUCAUCAUAAUUAUAUACCAUAUAAUAAUGAAAUUAGAUCUCAAAAUUCUUUCGAAAAUUAUAAUAAACAUAGUUCUUUACUACCUAACAAUAAUAGGUUAUCCCCUUCUGGUUAUAAUAAUUUACAAUCUAAUGAAAAUAGAAAUACUUGGCAUGUAGGUUCUACUUCUCCUAAUCCUGAACGUAGAUCUAUGUCAAAAUCUCCUUUACGUUUAUUAAUUGAUGAAAAAAAUGCAAGAAGACAAACUGCUACUUCAAAAACUCUUGCUUCUGAUGAAAGUGCUAUACAAAAAUAUCGUGAAGCUGCUAAAAAAACUAAUGAUCCUGCUAUUCAAAUUCAAUAUGCUAAAUUUCUUUUACAUAUGGUUGAACUUCGUAAUUCAAAUCUUUCUAAAAAUUUGGAUCAAGAAGAAGCUACUACUACUAAAUUAAUUCAAGAAGCUAUAUAUUGGAUUAAAUUACUUGCAAAAAGUGAUUAUCCUGAAGCUUUAUAUAUUAAGGGUACUUGGUAUGAAUAUGGUCUAUAUGGAAAAGAAAAGAAUGAUGAAAAAGCUUUCAAACUUUAUCAAACUUCUUCAAAAAAAGAAUUUCCAAAAGCUAAAUAUAAAGUUGCUUUUUAUCAUGAAAAGAAAGAAGAUUAUAAACGUGCUAUACAAUUUUAUAAAAAAGCUGCCGUACAGGGUGAAGUAGCUGCAUUAUAUAGACUUUCAUUAAUAUAUAUGUUAGGUGAAUUUAAACAAGGAGUAGAUUAUAGAAAAUCAUUAAUAUAUUUAAAACAAGCUGCUUCAAAAGCUGAUGAAGAUUGUCCUGAUGGUGCUUAUGUUUAUGGAAUGAUAUUAGCGAAAGAAUGGGAUAGAGCUGAUGUUCCUGAUGAACUUGUAGCUCCUGAUGAUCAUGAAGCAAAAGAAUUAAUAUUUAAAGCUGCAAAUUUAGGUCAUGUUCCAGCUUUAUUUAAAAUUGGUCAAUGUUAUGAAUAUGGUUCUUUAGGUUAUCAACCUGAUCCAAGUUUAUCCGUUGAAUAUUAUAAAAGAGCUGCUGAAAAAGGUCAUGUUGAAGCUGAUAUGGCUUUAAGUAAAUGGUAUCUUUGUGGUGCCGAAGAUUUAGAACAAAAUGAAGCUCUUGCUUAUGAACAUGCUGAAAAAGCUGCUUUAAAAGGUUUACCCACGGCUGAAUUUGCUAUGGGUUAUUUUCAUGAAAAUGGAAUUCAUGUUCCUAAAAAUCCUGGCGUUGCUAUGAUUUGGUAUACGAAGGCUGCAUCUCAUGGCAAUGAGGAUGCAAAGAAUAGGCUGGCAAUUAGAGAUGAUAAUACUGUAACUCGUAAAGAAAAUGAACCAAACCAAUUAAAAAAGGAAAAACGUCCUGAUAAAGACAAAGAUUGUAUUAUUCAAUAA
This is a messenger RNA of Dentiscutata heterogama, 1662 nucleotides long. The record is from the annotation of a GenBank genome assembly. Lineage: Eukaryota; Fungi; Glomeromycota; Glomeromycetes; Diversisporales; Gigasporaceae.